This is a messenger RNA of Apis florea (little honeybee), 2349 nucleotides long. Its product is annotated as chitin synthase chs-2. The record is from RefSeq and is a predicted model, not a curated record. Gene Ontology annotation, cellular component: cell periphery; cell septum. Lineage: Eukaryota; Metazoa; Arthropoda; Insecta; Hymenoptera; Apidae. Gene Ontology annotation, molecular function: chitin synthase activity. Gene Ontology annotation, biological process: chitin biosynthetic process.
UCAAGGUUUAGGAAUUAUUUUAUAUUCUAUUUUAAAUGAUGUACAAGAUCCUCUAACAUGGAUUCUUCCUAUUUCACUCUUAUUAUCUUCUUGUCGUUGGUGGUAUAAUUAUGUAUCUCAUUAUAGUUAUUUAGAUUUUAUAAAAUCAUUAGCAAAAAAUAAAACAGAUUUAUCAAAUAAUUGUUAUGUAUUACAAGGAUAUGUAGCAAUUUGGAGAUGUUUGAUUUUUAUUUCAAGCAGUAUAGUGAUUUUAAUUUUUAAAGAAAUUCAAAUACUAGAAUUCUUUGAAUAUAUGUGGCAAAAUACAUAUAACAUAGAAUUAAUUCAAACACCAAAUUUUUCUCUUAGAGAAAAUGUGUCAUUAUCAAAUUUAUAUCUUAAUAAUAUUGUAGAUAUUAUUGUAGAUUCUUCUGCACCUUUAUAUAGCUUUUUAAUACAAGCAUUUUGUGGCUUUUUUAUAUAUCAAACAGCAAAAUUUGCAUAUCAAACAAAAAUGCAUAAAUUUGGUUUUGCUUUUCCAAUGAGUUUAAUUACUCCAGGAACAAUUUUUUUAAUAAUAAUAUUUUGUGUUUUAAGAAGAGAAGAUGCAUGUGCUUUUCAUAAUAUAAUACCAGAUUAUUUAUUUUUAAAUAUGCCUAUAUAUAAUAAUAUAAGAGAAUUUCUUAUAAAUUGGCGUAUUUGGUGUUGGUUAAUAUGGUGGUUAUCACAGAUUUGGAUUACAAAGCAGCUUUGGUUUGGUGAAAAUGAAAAACUCGCUCCUGUAGAAAAAAUUUUCUAUCAAUCUAGUUAUGAUUCAUUUCUAAUUGAUCAAUUUUUGGGAUUAAAUAAGAGAAGACAUGAAAAUAAUCAUAUUAUGGAGAAAGAAGAAUUUUCAAAUGUUACAGAAUUUAAGAUUAGCAGUUCAAAAGAAAUGCAAAAUUUGAAUAAUUCUUAUUCAACAAUUUCUAAAAAUGAUUUAAGCAACAAAAGAAUUACUGAUUUUAUUCAAAUCUAUGUUUGUGCAACUAUGUGGCAUGAAGAUAAAGAAGAAAUGAACAAAUUAAUCGGAAGUAUCCUAAGAUUAGAUAAAGACCAGUGUGCUAUGAAAGUCACACAAAAAUAUUACAAAAUUUCUAUCAAUGAUUAUUAUGAACUUGAAACACAUAUAAUAUUUGAUGAUGCAUUUUGUUGUAUACAUGGCUGUAUUGGAUUUUGUAAUCAUAAUGAAAAUGAAAUACAAAUAAAUAAAUAUGUAGCAACAUUUAUAGAAACAAUACAGGAAAAUAUAAAGGAUCUUGGCAUACUUUAUUUACCACCUACUAAAUAUCCAACACCUUAUGGUGGUCAACUUAUUUGGAAUUUACCUGGAAAGACAUAUCUAACAGUACAUCUUAAAGAUAAAAAUAAAAUUAGACACAGAAAACGAUGGAGUCAGGUCAUGUAUAUGUAUUAUUUUCUUGGGUAUCGUUUAAUGAGUACAUCAGUAGAUGUUGAUACUAAAGAAUUAAUGGCACAGAAUACUUAUAUUUUAACUUUAGAUGGAGAUGUUGAUUUUCAUCCGACUGCUGUUAAAUCAUUGUUAGAUUUAAUGAAGAAAGAUCAAGAAUUAGGUGCAGCUUGUGGAAGAAUACAUCCAAUAGGAAAAGGUCCCAUGAUUUGGUUUCAAAAAUUUGAAUAUGCUAUGGGACAUUGGCUUCAAAAAUCAACAGAACAUACAAUAGGCUCCGUUCUUUGUAGUCCAGGCUGCUUUUCACUUUUUAGAAUAAAAGCUUUAAUGCAACAUAAUGUUAUAGCUAAAUAUGCAACAAAAUCAACUGAACCCAGACAUUAUAUUCAAUAUGAUCAAGGAGAAGAUAGAUGGCUUUGUACAUUAAUUUUACAAGCUGGUUGUAAAGUAGAAUAUUGUGCAGCAAGUGAUGCUUAUACACAUGCUCCGGAAUCAUUUAAAGAAUUUUAUAUUCAACGUCGGCGGUGGAUUCCUUCAACUAUGGCUAAUAUUUUUGAUUUAUUAGAUAAUUCAAAAGAAACCAGAAAACUUAAUGAUAAUAUUUCUUGGUUUUAUGUAACUUAUCAGUGGAUUUUAACAGGUAGCACAAUUAUAGGGCCAUCUUUUAUUUACUUAAUGAUGGUUGGGGCAUUUGUAACUUCCUUUCAAUUAGAUAACUGGUUAAGUUUCUGGUAUAAUUCAAUUCCAAUCAUUAUUUUUAUUUUAAUAUGUUUUUUUUGCCAAGAACGCAUACAGAGAAUCAAAAUCAAGACAAAUGUUAGAACAGCAAAGUUUAAAGGAAUCUCAAUGUAAACAAGAGAAAACUACAAAUAAGUGGACAAAAUCUUGUUUAUCUCAUUUAUUUCAAUGUACAUUUUAUACAC